UACAAAGAUUUAUUCAUGUGUUUCUUUAGCGUUAGAAUGGGCGCUGUUGAAGUAGAGCGUUUCUUAGUCGAUCAGAAAUCCAAAUGCGAGGAGCUUUCAAGGAAGGUAGACCUGAUAUUCUUUUCAUUGAUGUCGGAAGCUGCCGGAAUCGGCUUAUCCAGUCUCGUCGAUAAAAAUCGAUGGAAAAAGAAUCACAAUUUUACCGAAAUGAAUAUUACCGUCAACGAGGGCAACGGAACGGAUCUUCGUCGAUGUCCGGCGACCUUUGACGGUCUGCUCUGCUGGUCGCAAACCAAUGCACCAGGAACAGCAAACCUGCCCUGCCCACCUGCCUCGAUUAUGGGAUACACCGACCUGGCGAGUGAACAUUUGAGAGCGUUUGCGGUCGCCAGCAAGGUCUGUCUGCCGAACGGCGAAUGGUACCAGAACUCGGAGGGCAUCUUCUGGAGCAACUACAGUCUGUGUGUGCUGAAUAGAACGCGUUACAUGAUCAAUGGUGUUAAUCCGCGGUGGUACGAAACGGCGGAGUAUUCGCUCCUGAAUAAAUGGUUGCCGAUUAUCAAGACAGUAUCGCAAAUUGGAUAUGGUACUUCGUUUAUUACUCUAAUCGUCGCCAUGAUAGUCUUCUCCUUACUUAGAAAACUCAGGAAUCCCAGAAAUAAACUGCACAUGCACCUAUUUGUGUCCUUUAUCAUGAGAGCUUUCAUGGCACUUCUAAAGGAUUGGAUUUUUAUUGAUGGAAUCGGAAUGGCUUGGAAUGUAGUCUUCGUCAACGGAAAUAGUGCUUUUAUCAACGAACGCAGCAUGUGGAUCUGUAAGGCUAUCACGAGUCUGUGGCAAUAUUUCAUCGUGGCAAAUUACUCAUGGAUCUUGAUGGAGGGGUUGUAUCUACAUAAUUUAGUUUUCAAAGCGCUAUGUACCGACACCAGCACAAUAGCUCUGUAUAUCCUAUUAGGCUGGGGUCUUCCCGUCUUGGUGGUAGUACCAUGGGUCAUAAUACGCGCAAUUAUCGAAGACACUCUCUGCUGGACCACGCAUGAAAACCCUUUACUAUUUCUUGUCAUAAGAAUACCAAUCAUUAUAUCUAUUUUGUUCAAUUUUCUGUUGUUCCUCAAUAUCGUUCGUGUUCUGCUCGUAAAGCUGAAGACGUCAGUGCAUCUGCAACGGAAAAAGAUGAAAUACAAGCGAUGGGCAAAAUCGACUAUGGUUCUUGUACCACUCUUUGGAAUACACUAUACUUUCUUCUUGGGAUUAUCUUACCAUCAAGAUUACCGAGUCGAACUCAUCUGGCUGUUUUGCGACCAGCUAUUUGCGUCUUUUCAGGGUACUUUCGUGGCUUUACUGUAUUGUCUGCUAAACGGCGAAGUCAGAGCAGAAAUGCGACGAGCAUGGAGGGCUCGACGAUCAAAGAAGGAGGUCGACUCAUUCAUAUCUGGGCAUCGAGAAUUAUCAAGAAGUUUGAAGGAUGGAAUCAAUCGAAAACAACAUCGAUCGGAAGGUGAUAAUGGUACCAAUUUCACGAUUACAGUCAUGAAAAAAUUAUCAACAAAAAAUGUCAAGUAGAUUCAAUCAACUAUCUUGAG
Messenger RNA from Nylanderia fulva, 1583 nucleotides. Lineage: Eukaryota; Metazoa; Arthropoda; Insecta; Hymenoptera; Formicidae. The record is from RefSeq and is a predicted model, not a curated record.